Messenger RNA from Pimephales promelas (fathead minnow), 2928 nucleotides. It is a transcript of the gene slc27a1b, whose product is annotated as solute carrier family 27 member 1b. Gene Ontology annotation, molecular function: oleoyl-CoA ligase activity; long-chain fatty acid transmembrane transporter activity. Gene Ontology annotation, biological process: long-chain fatty acid import into cell; long-chain fatty acid metabolic process; medium-chain fatty acid transport. NCBI's taxonomy places the organism in Eukaryota, Metazoa, Chordata, Actinopteri, Cypriniformes, Leuciscidae. Gene Ontology annotation, cellular component: mitochondrial inner membrane; endoplasmic reticulum membrane; plasma membrane. The record is from RefSeq and is a predicted model, not a curated record.
UCUGGGGUUGGAGGCGGGGCUUACAGGCUUAGGAACGCGCACAGUGAGCCAAGUGAGAGUUCGCCAACGUAAAUUAAGGGUUAUGUGUCAUAUUCUGUGGAAAGUCUAUCCGUUACAGACAUUUCUCAAUAAGUUCUCGUCAACUGGUGUAACUUUCAGGCUUUCUGAGGAAUUUCUGUGGUCAGAGGAUUGAACAGCGGACAAAACCAAACGGGGCGCAGGCAAGAUGGGUGCUGGAGACGGGUUCCGGGCCCCGGUGGCGCUGAUCGCUGCCGGGUUAGUGAGUGUCCUGGGGCUCUCGUGGCUCUGGAGUUUGGUGGCACUUUUAGGAGUUUAUUUGUGUUCUGGAGGAUGGUGGUUUCUCUAUGUGGCCGCGUGCACCAUCAAAAGAGACAUUAUUGGUCUGUACGUCCUGCUGCGUGUGAAAUUGAUCAUGGAUCAUUAUACCCGUACACGCAGCACCAUCCCCUCCAUAUUCGCCCAGCAGGUGGCGCUCCACCCGGACAAACCGGCUCUCAUCGAGGAGUCCACGGGCGAGGUGUGGAGCUUCUCGGAGCUGGACCGGCGCUCUAACGGUGUGGCGCAGUGGGCCGUCGCGCAGGGCUGGGCGUCGGGCGACGUGGUGGCCAUCUUCAUGGAGAGCCGCCCGCCCAUGGUGGCGCUGUGGCUCGGACUGGCUAAAGUGGGCGUGGAGCCGGCGUUCAUCAAUUUCAACCUGCGCCGUGAUUCGCUGAUGCACUGCGUGAACGCGUCGGGGGCGCGCGGGAUGGUGUUCGGGGCCGAGCUUCUGGACGUGUUGCUGGAGGUGAAGGGGUCGCUGCGCUCGCUCUCUCUCUUCUGCACCGGUGCGGCCCCUGGACCGGAGGCGCUGGACUCGCUGUCGGCGCUGGACCUGGACUCGCUGCUGGCUGCGUCCCCACACACACCGCCCGCCAUCACACACAUCAAGGGCUUCAACGACAGGUUAUUUUACAUCUACACCUCAGGCACCACCGGACUGCCCAAAGCGGCCAUCGUCGUUCACAGCAGAUACUAUCGCAUCGCUGCGUUUGGAUAUCACUCGUUCGGUCUGCGGCCGGAUGAUGUGGUUUACUGCUGCUUGCCGCUCUAUCACUCCGCAGGGAACAUCAUGGGCGUAGGGCAGUGUCUGCUGCACGGCCUGACCGUCGUGAUCCGCAGGAAGUUUUCCGCUAGCCGCUUCUGGGACGACUGUGUCAAGUACAACUGCACGGUGGUCCAGUACAUCGGUGAAAUUUGCCGGUACCUGUUAGCGCAGCCGGUUCGCGCGUCCGAGUCUCUUCACAAGGUGCGUGUUGCCACGGGCAACGGUUUGCGGCCCAACGUCUGGGAAGCGUUCACUAAACGCUUCAACAUCAAAUGCAUCGGCGAGUUUUACGGAGCCACCGAGUGCAACUGCAGCCUGGCCAACAUGGACAACAAGGUGGGGGCGUGUGGCUUCAACAGCGUGAUCCUGCCCAGCAUUUAUCCCAUCAGGCUCCUGAGGGCCGACGAAGACACCAUGGAGUUAAUCAGGGACGGUCGAGGACUGUGUGUCCCGUGCAAACCUGGAGAACUAGGGAUCAUCGUGGGCAGAAUCAAUCCUCAUGAUCCAUUACGUCGCUUUGAUGGCUACGCGAAUCAAGAGGCCACCAGUAAAAAGAUCGCGCACAACGUCUUCAAAACGGGAGAUUCUGCGUAUGUGUCAGGCGAUCUGAUGGUGAUGGAUGAGUUCGGUUACGUGUAUUUCCGGGACCGAGGCGGAGACACGUAUCGCUGGCGUGGCGAGAACGUCUCGACCACGGAGGUGGAAGGAAUCCUGAGCGCUCUGUUGAAUCAGACGGACGUGGCCGUCUAUGGCGUCUCAGUGCCAGGCAUGGAGGGAAGGGCAGGAAUGGCCGCCAUCGCGCAUGUGACGGGCGACUUCGACUGUGAGGCGCUGCUGAAAGAUAUGCAGAACACGCUUCCCUCGUACGCUCGGCCCAUCUUCUUACGGCUCUUACCGGAGGUCGACAGAACAGACACAUUUAAAAUAAAAAAAACUCGCUUACAGAAGGAGGGAUUCGACCCACGACACACCAGCGACCAGCUCUACUUCCUCAACAGCCGCUCGAGGCGUUACGAGAGUCUGACGGAUGAACUCUACAGCGACAUCAUGCAGGGAAACGCGUCUCUAUAAGAGCCACACAGAGAAUGUCAAAGUGAGGCAUCGAUACGCAGUUUACGGUACAAAAUCAGCGAGAUGACUGCACUACAAUCACGCUCAUACUUGACACACUGUUCGGUUACUACUUGAAACGACUAGUUCUGCCUUUCACGUCACUUUAAACUUUAAGUCAUUUUUAUAAUUGCAGACUUCUUACAUUUUAUAACGUUUUCUGAUUAGAAAUAAUGGACUGAGCUCACUUUGUGAGAUUAUCCAAGCUGAACUAAACAUGAUUUUUUUCCUCAAUGGAUUGCAUAAAACGUCUCUCUGAUGUCACUGGAAUAGGUUUCACGAGAUAAACAUUUCUGUAAACGACAGAGAUAGUCAUAGUCAGUUGCUCUCGUCUGUGUCUGCUUUUAAUGGUUUUGGAGAGGUUUACCCUUUCAUCUGCAAUUGACUGACAGCACUGUUCAUGUGGUCAACACUGUAACCAAGUCUUCUUAGACUAGUAAUGGUGAUAGUAUCACAAACGAACAGUACGUAAAACAUCUCAAAUCACAUGUUAAACUCGGCCUCAGUGAAGUGUAUUGAGUCAAAUGUUUUGAUGUGAAAUGUCCUUACAAUGCAAUAUAGUGUCGGCCAAUAUAGUGGGUCGGAUCUGGGCCGACGCUAUGUUGCUGUCUGGCAAAUCAGAUUGUUUUAUUCUUUUUCAGAUGUUUUGACUAUUUUACAUUUACUUGAACUCGAUUUUCUAAACAAUUUCAAUAAAUUUAACGUAACAAGUA